AUGGGACUUCCAAACCAUGACGAGCAACAUUAUGACGUGCCCCCACCAGAGACUCAACCAGCUAAAAUGGCAAAAAAGAGAACAGGGAAAUACAAAACACUUAAAACAUUUUCUGCAUCCUUGAAGUCAGAGGAAACUUCAGAUUACGUUAAAGAAAAUAUAACUCAACAACCUGUAGUUGCUGCAGAACCAGAUUGCCGUAAGAAGAAAGAUAAAUCAAUGGGAAAAAAGAAUCAAACUCUUGCUUGUUCAAAAGUGGUGAAAUCCAGGCAUGUGUCAUAUGAUAGAACAGUACCAAAGGGCGAUGAUGCAAUAAUACAUAUUAAGAGGUUAAGAGAAAAGCUUGGUUUGCAAACUAUAUUACUGCAGCAUGAUUUGAAAUACGAAAGUUCUGAGAUUGCAACUAAGAUCAUUCUAAAGGAACCUUUGAGAGAUGAUGGAGAAUAUGUGUACUGCCUUCCUCGGAGUAACCCCAAAGUUCUUUACAAUCCGUAUGAUCUUCAGGCGGUCUCUGCUCACAGAGCCAGACAUUGCAAAGAAUUUUGGGUUAUUACUGCUUCAUUUAUUUCCAAGGUAAUAGUUACUAAAGUAGGUGAUACAGAAGAAGUAGAACUCUUACCUAUUGUGGAAUGGCUAAUGGAAAGAAAAUGUUACUACUUACUACAGACUUUCAAAAUAUUCCUCAAUUUCCGAAUUAAUAAAGCAUUUGUUACCUGGAAAAUUAAUGUUAAAAGAAUUAAGACAGAGAAGAGCAGGUCAUUUUUGUGCCGCCAUCUUUUUUGGGCUGAUGAGUCAUUUCUAGGCUGUUUGCUUUAUAUCAGAGGACUUUGUGAAGAUGCAGUUAACCUCAAAAAAGAUAAUGGACAUGAAGAUAAUCCAUCUGCCAUAUACCUUGUAAAGCUGGAUAGGUCUCGUACAUAUUCUCUAGAUGAAUUUUGUGAAGAACAAUUACAGCAAGCUGCGCGGGCAUUGAAACAGCUAGAGGAUAUCCGGGAUAAAGCAAUUUCGAAGAUGAAAAGUACAAUUCUAAAGGUGGCAGAAAAGGAAGAUUUAAAAAAAUACUUUGAGUCAGGCCUCUCUGAUUAUGACACAACACAUUUCAAACUGCCUCAAUAUCGACGCUUAUUAGAAACAAUUUUCAGGUUUCUGAUGCUGGUUGACUGCAUAUUUCAAGAACUCAUCCGUCAACUUAUGAACACUGCAGUCAUGCUACUUUUGGAUUUAUUUAAUGCCUCUGCUAGAAUGCCAUUUUCAGAGGAAGGAAAGAAUGAAGAUCUUAUCAGAAUAUACAAGGACAUUUUACCUUUCACUGACAAGGCGUCUUUAAAAAAUGACCAUGAAGAACUCAAUGAUUUACACCUGUAUGUUACUCAUAUUCUGAAAUCAGAAGUAAAAACAGAAGUUGAUAUUAAUGAGAUUUUGAAUAGUAUUAAAGUGGAGACAGAUUUAAGAAAAAUAUAUGCGCCAGUAUUUGAAGUACAUCUGCGUUUGAGAAUUCCUGCUGAGAGUUACGCUCCAGAAGAUUCUGAGGAAAACAUUUCUGAAUAUGAUGAGCACCCUAGGAAAUCUGUGGUGUAUUUUGAAGAUGAAAUAUCAGAUGAUAGUGAAGAACUGCCUGCAAAAGUCGAUAAAACAAAAAAAUUUAGUUACAAUCUUGAAGGACGUCUCUUAGACAUGGAAAUUGCAACUGAGACUGAGAAUAAAUGCACAUAUGAAGAAAUUCCGGAGUUCCCUACAAAUCUCUUUAUAGUUCCCAACAGAUUGGCAUUUUCAAUAAAAAUUCAAAAUAUGGUGACUAAUAUUGAAAAGUGUAUAACCACGAUUAUUCCUCUUUACCAAGAUCCCCGCCUGUCUAUCUUUAUUGAUUUGUCUUCAAUUAUGGAUUUACCUAAUAAGACAGAAAGUGUAAGAGAAUGUAAGAAGACCAGAUGGCCAGAUUGUCAGAUCCUUUUUGAAACGGACCCUGUCUACCAAAAUAAAAUUGUGAAUCUCCUGACUGCUAUUGGUAAUUCAAUGAGCCUAGUUAGUUUGUACAGCUGCAGAUUUCUAAAGUACUGCACCAUGGUAGAAAAAGCCAAAACCAUGAGUAUGAAAAUGUCAUCUAUGAGAGGAGAAUUGACUUCAGCACAGUUUAAGAAAAUACUAGAUAAAUUCAGAAAAUAUCUUAGAUAUAUUGUGAAUAUGACCAUUGAGAAGCGCAUUGGUAUUUUCAAAGUUAUGAGUAUUGAUUAUCAGUCAGAAUGCUUACCAUAUGUUGAUGACGUCAUAAAUAUGAGCCACACCCUCUUGAGAUCUGUAAUUCAAGAAAAGAAUGCCAGUCUUUUGCAGGUAGUAGAAUCAUCACUGAGAAAGCUAGAAUGUGAACCCACUGAAAUAGAAGAAUUUGUGGAACAUUUUACUUUCGUGGAUGCCAUUUCCUCAAAAAUAUCUAAAUUAGAAAAAGAGUACUUAAUAAUUGCUCAGCUGAAUGCAGUCGUAAAGUAUUACCAGAUCCAUAUUCCAGAAGAGCAAGUUGCCAUAUAUAAAAUCCUUCUUAUCAAGUUUAGUCAACUAAAAACAGCUGUGAAGUUAAGUGAAGCAAAUAAAGAGGCCACUUUUGGUAAAUUCAAAGAAAAUUUGGAAGCGUAUAUCACCGGUCUACGGGUUGAUGCUAUUAAUUUAAAGGAAAAGAUAAGAAGUCCUGUUCUAUUAUGUACCAGUACUCGAGUGUCAACAGCCGUCGAGAUGAUCCGGACUCUCUCCGAGGAAGCUGCAAGUUUAUCUAACAAAGCUAAAACGUAUGCAACGUCUCAGGAUCGUUUCGAUGAGUCUCAAUUUCCUAUGCACUCUCUUAAUAUGGAGGAAAUGGCACAGAUUGUGCUUUCGGAGAUCUCUGAAAUCGAAUGUGACUUAACUUUGAGAAAAUUGUUAUGGGAUGCACAAGAGGAAUGGGGAACGCUCUUUUGGGAAUGGAGAACUAGUUCUCUUCAAAGUCUUGAUACAGAAUCAGUACAGAGAAACGUUUCUAAAUGGAUGCAGAUCAUCUUGGUACUAGAAAAAGGUUUACCUAAAAACGAUAUGGUAACAUAUUUUAAGCAAUCAGUGAUAGACUUUAAACAAGAGCUGCCCAUCAUCAUAGCUCUGGGGAACCCCUGUCUCAAGCCAAGGCAUUGGGAUGCUCUCCACGAGAUUAUCGGAAAGUCAAUUUCCCUUGAUAAAAACUGUACAGUAGAGAAUCUUCUAACACUCAAGAUGUUUCAGUAUGAAGAGGAAAUAAAUGAAAUAUCAACUGCAGCAACUAAUGAAGCUGCUCUUGAAAAAAUGCUAUUUAAGAUUAUUGAUCUUUGGAACAGUACUCCUUUACAUUUGGUUCUUCAUCACACAGAGGCUUGCUCUAUCCUAAUAAUUUCUUCUAUAGAUGACGUAUUAGCUCAACUAGAAGAGUCUCAAGUCAUACUUGCAACACUUAAAGGAUCCUCCUAUCUUGGGCCCAUUAAGGAUCUUGUGGAAGAAUGGGAUCAAAACUUGGCUCUCUUCUCUUACACUCUUGAGGAAUGGAUGAAUUGUCAAAGAAAUUGGCUUUAUCUUGAACCAAUAUUUCAUUCUUUAGAAAUACAAAGGCAGCUUCCAGCAGAAACAAAACUAUUCUUCAAGGUGAUAUCCAUGUGGAAAGAAGUAAUGUCAAAAAUACAAAACAAACUGGAUGCUUUGCGAAUAACCACCUCUGCGGGAGUCCUUGAAAUUCUGAAAAAUUGUAACAUAUAUCUUGAAAAAAUAAAGAAAAGUCUUGAGGACUACCUCGAAAUUAAAAGAACAAUUUUUCCAAGAUUUUACUUUCUUAGCAACGCUGAACUUCUUGACAUUCUAGCUUAUAGUAAAAACCCUGAGUCUGUACAGCCUCAUCUUGUGAAAUGUUUUGAAAAUGUAAGACAUUUAAUGAUAUGCAAACAAGAAAUUGGCCCCCCUGCUGUAACGAUGCUGGUAUCUGCUGAAGGAGAAAGUCUUGUGCUGCCAAAGAAAAUUCGAGUAAGAAGUGCUGUAGAACAGUGGCUAGUGAAUGUAGAGAAAAGCAUGUUUGAUUUGUUAAAAAAAUUUGUAAGUCAUGGGGUUGAAGAUUGGAACUAUCAAAUUUUUUCCGUAUGGGUGGUAUCUCAUCCAGGACAAGUGGUACUCACUGUGAGCCAGAUCAUGUUUUAUAAUGAUUGUAUCAGAAGUUUUGCGAGUUCUCAUUCAAGAGAAGAUUUGGAAAAAGUCCAUGUUGGUGUGAUAGGUCGUCUAGAAGAGGUUGUAGGUCUGGUGGUGCUGAAUAUUAAUAACUCUCGAACAAAAGCUGUACAGGGGGCAUUGCUUACCCUUUACGUUCACUGCAGGGAUAUAGUGAGAGAUUUACUACUUAAAAAUAUCUUCAAUGCAGACGAUUUUGAGUGGACAAGACAUUUGCAAUAUAAAUGGAACGAAAAGCAAAAGUUGUGUUACGUAUCUCAAGGAGAUGCCAGUUUUACUUACGGCUAUGAGUACCUGGGCUGUUCUCCGAGAUUGGUCAUUACACCUCUCACAGAACGGUGCUGGUUAACUCUCACUGGAGCACUCCACUUGAAUCUAGGAGGCUGCCCUGCUGGUCCAGCUGGUACAGGAAAAACCGAGACUACCAAAGAUCUAGCAAAAUCCUUAGGGAAACAUUGUGUGGUCUUCAACUGUUUCGAGAAUUUGGAUUAUAAGAUAAUGGGAAAAUUCUUGUUUGGACUAGUUCAGUCAGGAGCGUGGUGUUGUUUUGAUGAAUUCAAUCGAAUUGAUAUGGAAGUUCUCUCAGUUAUUGCCUCACAAAUUCUAACAAUUAAGGAAGCAAAAGACAGCUAUUCUGUCAGGUUUGUACUGGAAGGAAAAGAAAUUCGUAUCAAUAUGUCUUGUGCAAUAUUUAUCACCAUGAAUCCUGGAUACAAAGGUCGAGUAGAACUCCCAGAUAACUUAAAAUCUCUGUUUCGCCCAGUGGCAAUGAUGGUGCCCCAUUAUCAAAUGAUUGCUGAAAUAAUGCUGUUUUCACAUGGCUUCAAAUCUUCAAAAACACUCUCUGGAAAGCUAGCUAACCUUUUCGAAUUAGGCAGCAAACAUCUCUCACCACAGGAUCACUAUGAUUUUGGCAUGAGGUCCCUGAAGACGGUGUUAGUAAUGGCUGGAAAGAAGAAACAGGAGUUUAAAUGUAACCCUGGUGAGAGUCUUUGUGAAACAGAUGAAACUCAGAUCAUUAUCCAGGCUAUAAGAGAAGCUAGUUUACCAAAAUUUCUUCCUGAUGAUGUCCCACUUUUUGAAAAAAUUAUAGGAGAUAUUUUUCCUGGAGCUGCAGUUCCCAACGUAAAUCAACUUGCCUUGGAGAAAGCUGUGUCUAUUGCAACACUGUGCUUGGGUCUACAACAUUGCCCAGCUCAGAAAGAGAAGAUCAUACAGUUUCAUAAUCAACUUCAGGCUUCUGUUGGUGUGAUGUUAUUGGGCCCAACAGGUGGAGGAAAGACAACAGUCAGAAAAAUUUUAGAAAAAGCUUUAAUAUUUUUACCAGUCGUGGAUAUCUUACCAUGUGAACAAAGGCAAUCAGUUUCAAAGGUUCCAGGAAGAAAAGGAAAAGUAGAUAUUUGUGUUUUAAAUCCAAAGUGUAUCACUCUUAAUGAACUAUAUGGACAACUGAAUCCUAAUACAAUGGAAUGGACUGAUGGGUUAUUAUCAGCAACAAUUCGAAAUUAUGUACAUUUUAAUGAUAAAAUGCACUCGAAGAAAGACAUGGAUCUUGGAUUAAAGUCAAGAAUCUCAGAUUUAUCUAAUGUUUUCCAACUUGAUGGCUCUGAUGCAGCAGAUAUUGAUGGUAAUAUUUUUGAGAAGGAUGUGGAAAAAGAUGUUAAAACUCCAGAAAAUCAGGGCUUUGAUUGGCAGUGGAUUAUUUUAGAUGGUCCAGUGGAUACUUUGUGGGUGGAAAAUCUAAACUCCAUGCUAGAUGACACUAGAACAUUGUGCCUAGCGAACAGUGAGAGAAUAGCUUUAACUAAUAAAAUAAGAGUGAUUUUUGAAGUGGACACCCUCUCUCAGGCCAGUCCUGCCACCGUCAGCCGAUGUGCAAUGGUCUAUAUGGAUCCUGUUAAUCUGGGAUGGGAGCCUUACGUUAAAUCAUGGCUUUUGAAAACUUCUAAAAUUAUGAGUCAAACAGGAGUGGAUUGUCUUGAAUUCAUGAUUAAAAAAAGUGUUACAGAUGGACUACAAUUUCUGAAGAAGUAUCAGAAAUUUCAGCCAUUUCCUGUACAGGACAUAACAAUCAUCACAACUCUCUGUAGAAUUCUCGAUGCUUUCUUUGAAUUCAUGAGCAAAAAUGGAGGCUUUGGACAAAGUGAGUUUUUCCCCUUAAAUCACGUUAAUGAUAUUGUAUCUUAUAAACCCAAAGAUACCUUCACUGAGACACAUUGUAAUCAAGCUCCCAAAAACCAAGGAGAUGAGAACCCUGAAAGCAGCAAGAAAGAAGUGAAUUUUCACACGGCUAAAAGUACAUGGUAUCUGGAGAAAAAUCCCGACAGAUUAACAGUAAUGAUUCAAAAGCUUUUUGUGUUUGCAUUUACUUGGGCAUUUGGAGGAACUUUAAAACGUGAAGAUGAACAUGAAGACAAUAUACUAUUUCGUUCAAGUUUUGAACCUGAUUCUCUUGCAAAAGUAACCUAUGAUUUUGACAACCUUGUUCGUGAAUUGUUCGAAAGCAAUGCUCAAGGAGGCAUCCACCUACCAACUGGUGACCGUUCUAUCUUUGGGUAUUUUGUGGAUAUACAGCAAUGUGAAUUCAUACCUUGGUCAGAAUUAGUUCCUGGUGCUCAGGCACUAGUUCAAAAAGGGACUUCAUUACUAGCUGAUUUCCAAGGAUCCAAUGAAAACCUCUUGAAGAUAACCGAAUGUGGGGAGUACAUUAAUCAUACUGCUACCAGAGAUACAAUAUGCCUUUCUUUCCUCAUUAGCCUUCUUUUAAAGAAUUCCUGCCCGGUACUUCUCACAGGAGAGCCUGGUGUUGGGAAAACCACUGCCAUUAACCAAAUGCUUGAAAAGCUAGAGGGACCAGGAGGAUUUGAUGUAAAAUAUGGAUCAAUUUUAGGAGAAGUUCUAUUAUAUAAUGAAAUUAAAAAAUCAAGGUACCUGAAACAGAAUAUCAGCAUCUUGAUUUCUGAAACUCAUAAAACAGCAACUGAAGAUUCAGAUAAGACUGUUAAGAAGUCAGAAGUUAGAACUGAUGAUGGUUCACUUAAAAAUAUUAAUAAAGGGAUUAUAGUCUCUACAAUACAUUUUAGCACCAAUACGACGGCUGCCAAAACCAAGGAGAUGAUUCUUAAGAAGUUAGUAAGAAGAACUAAAGACACUCUUGGAGCACCAAAGAACAACAGGAUUGUAGUAUUUAUUGAUGAUCUGAAUAUGCCUGUAUCAGAACUAUAUGGAGCACAACCACCCCUGGAACUGAUCAGACAAUUAUUAGAUUUGGGAGGGAUUUAUGACACUGAAAAAAUUGCAUGGAAGAAUAUUCAAGAUCUCUCUCUGGUUGCAGCUUGUGCUCCACCAGCUGGAGGGAGGGAUAUUAGCCCACGUCUCCUCAAACAUUUUUCCAUACUGGUAUUGCCUCAUCCUCCGCAAAGUGCCUUAAAUACUAUUUUCCAGGCCCAUUUGGGAAUGUAUUUCUCUGUCAAUAACUUCACAUCCGAUGUUCAGAAAAUUAAGGAUGAGCUAAUAUGUUGUUCCCUAGCUAUAUAUUAUCAAGUGCGGCAGAGUAUGUUACCGACUCCAACCAAGUGUCACUACAUGUUUAAUCUUCGGGAUAUGUUUAAGCUUCUUCUAGGAUUGCUGCAAGCUGACAAGGCUGUUAUUAACUCUAAAGAGAUGGCUGCUCUGCUCUUUGUUCAUGAAGCCACCCGAGUGUUUCAUGAUCGCUUAAUCGAACCCACAGAAAAAGGACUUUUCUAUCAGUUUCUUUCAAAGGAGCUUGAGAACUAUUUUCAGACUCCAUGGACCAAAGAAAAACUGAUGAAUGACUCAACUGUAUUUGUGGAUUUCUUGGAUAUCAACAAGCUUCAUAGGAAAAAGAUCUAUCAGAAUACCAAUGACUACAAUAAACUUGCCAGUAUACUUAGCGAAUUCCAAAUGAAGUUCAGUUCAACGUCUUUGGAGAUUUCUCAUUCCAUGGUGUUCUUCAAAGAAGCCAUAGAACAUAUCGCAAGAGCUACAAGGGUCAUUCGACAACUAGGGAGUCACAUGUUACUGAUUGGAAUAGAUGGAUGUGGAAAAGAAACUUGUACAACUUUGGCCUGUUAUUUGACAGAAUACAAACUGUACCAAGUGCCUGUAUCUCACAAUUAUGCCUACCUAGAAUUCAAAGAAGACUUUAAAAAAGUGUUCACUCAGACAGGAUUAGAAGGAAACCCCACUGUUUUGAUGGUUGCUCAUUUAAAUCUGGAUCAAGAGACAUUUUUGGAAGAUUUGAACUCCAUUUUCAAUUCAGGAAAAAUACCUGACUUGUUUGAAAAUGAGGAGCUGGACUCUAUUGCACAAAGGAUUAGACCUCUUGCUGAACAAGUUGGUUAUAUGGAUAAUGAUAGGGAAUCUUUACUUUCAUUCUUCCAAAAGAGAAUACAUAAAAAUCUUCACAUUUUUAUGACCAUGAGCCCUACAGAACAUAACUCCCGCCAAAUUUGUAGAGCAUAUCCUUCUAUGAUUAGCUCCUGCACAAUCGAUUGGUAUGAAAAGUGGCCAGAAGAAGCUCUGCUUGUUGUAGCCAAUUCUUUCUUAACAGAAAAGGUCAAUUUGGAAAGCAGAGAGAAUUUAAAAGAAAAACUUGCCCCAACAUGUGUCCAAAUCCACAAAAGUAUAACAGACCUGAGCCCAAAAUUCUUUGAAGAGACUAGAAGGCAUUAUUAUAUCACUCCCAGGAACUACUUGCAAUUCAUGGAUACGUUUGCACACAUUUUGAAGUCACGGGAGAAGGAAAUGCAAGUGAAAAGGAAUCGUUUCCAUAUGGGCCUAUCGAAGAUCCUGGAAGCAACCACACUAGUUACAGAUAUGCAGGAGGAGCUCUUGAUUCUUGGUCCUCAAAUAGAACAAAAAACAAAGGAAACAGAAAUUCUAAUGGAAAAAUUACAGAAAGAAUCGCAAGUCGUCGAGAAAGUUCAGAUGCUUGUUAAACAGGAUGAAGAAAUUGUGGCAGAAGAAGUAAGAAUUGUGGAAGAAUAUGCUCAGAAAACUACCAAUGAACUUAAAAGUGUACUGCCAGCUUUCGAGAAGGCAAUUGUGGCUCUAAAUGCUCUGGACAAAGCUGAUGUUGCUGAAUUAAGAGUGUACACAAGGCCUCCCUUCCUUGUGCUGACUGUCAUGAAUGCAGUUUGUAUUCUUCUGCAAAAGAAACCUGCCUGGGCCACAGCAAAGUCACUUCUUUCAGAAACAGGUUUCCUUAAAAAACUGAUUAACCUUGACAAGGACAGCAUACCUGAGAAGGCUUUCAUAAAGCUGAAAAAAAUUUUAAGCUUACCGGAUUUCAACCCAAACAAGAUUGCUCUGGUUUCUGUUGCUUGUUGCUCUAUGUGCCAGUGGGUUAUAGCUUUGAAUAACUACCAUGAAGUACAGAAGGUAAUGGGCCCUAAACAAAUCCAAGUGGCUGAAGCUCAAAAUGUCCUUAAAAUUGCACGACAAAGGUUGGCCGAGAAACAAAGAGGUUUACAGAUGAUUGAAGAACAUCUGCUGUCUUUGCAAGCAACCUACAAAGAUGUUGUUGCUGAAAAAGAGCUAUUAGCAAAUCGGAGAAGACUAGCCACCAAGCGCUUGCAGUGUGCUUCUGUCUUGCUAACUGCCCUGGAAGAUGAAAAGAUUCGAUGGCAAGAAACUAUCAAUCAAAUAGACAAGAAGCUGAGAGGAAUUUUGGGUGACAUACUUAUUUCAGCAGCGUGCAUUGUCUACAGUGGAGUGUUAACAGCAGAAUUUCGCCAGCUGAUUGUGAAUAAAUGGGAGAAUAUAUGCGCUGAAAGGAACAUUUCUUUGUCUUCAAAAUUUUCACUAAUUCAAGUCAUGGCACAGAAAAAUGAGAUCCGCCGAUGGCACAAUCAGGGGCUGCCUCUUGGUAAGUAUUCAGCAGAGAAUGCCAUCUUGAUCAAGAACGGCCGGCAGUGGCCCCUGUUGAUUGACCCACAUAAACAAGCUCACAACUGGAUCCGUCAGAUGGAAGGGCCCAGACUGCAGGAGCUCUCCAUUGAGGACAGCAAUUACACCAAAAAAAUUGAAAAUGCUAUGAAGACAGGAGGGAGUGUUCUCUUGCAGAAUCUCCCUGAAACGUUAGCUCCAACUUUAAAGGCAAUUUUGAAGAAGGAUAUCUAUAAGAAAAGAGGACAGUAUUUCAUGAGAAUUGGUGAUUCUGAGACCGAAUACAAUUCCAAAUUUAGGUUAUACAUAUCUACAGAAAUAGCCAACCCUCAUUUUCUUCCAUCAGUUCAUAACUUUGUUACUAUGAUCAACUUCACGGUAACAUUCCAAGGUUUACAAGAUCAACUGUUAUCUACUGUGGUAAUGCAUGAAGUCCCUCAUUUAGAAAAUCAACGUUUCCAGUUGUUGGAGAGUAUUUCCCUUGAUGCUAUAACUCUUGAAGAGCUAGAGGAAAAAACAUUAAAUUUACUGCAGAAAACACAAGGUUGCAUAUUAGAUGAUGAAGAUAUCAUAGACACCUUAAAAAAAUCCAAAAUGACUUCAAGUGAAAUUUCAAAGCGCAUCAAAGCAACAGAAAAAGCAGAGUGUGCCAUUCAAGCAAUGCGUGAAAGCUACCUUCCCAUUGCCACGCAAGGUGCCCUGCUCUACUUUCUAGUAGCUGAUCUUAAACAUGUCAACUACAUGUACCGGUUUUCCCUAGACUGGUUUCGUCAGGUUUUUUUCUUAUCAGUAAUUUCCAAAAGCAAAGAACAAGAACACUUUAAGUCAGCUUCUAGUUCAAAAAAGGAGGAAAAAGUUCAUGAAGUUACAAAUCUCUCAAAAGAACCUAACUUGGAAAUUGAGAAAAACUCCUUGAGCAAGCAUAUUAAAAAGGCAAUAGGGAUGUUGACAAGAAAUAUUUUUAAGGUGGUUUCUUCAGCUCUAUUUAACCAACAUAAACUUUGCUUCUCCUUUCGGCUUUGCAUUGCAAUCAUGCAGACUAACGCUAGUGAAAAUCUAAUGUGUCAUGACAUCGGGUCCUUAUCAGAUGAAGAAUGGAAUAUCUUCUUAAAUUCUGGCAUGUUGAUAAAUAUUAAAGGUGUGAUGCCCCAGCCUAAAAUUAACAGCAUAUUUGAAAGGUGUAAAAAUCAGCAUCUUCAGUGGCUGUCGGAAUCCAGGUGGAAGCAGUGCCAGUACAUCGGCAGUCAGCUGGAGCCGUUUUCACUUCUGUGCAAGUCCCUUCUGUCAAAUAAAUCUCAGUGGGAUGCUUUUAAUAACAGUAAGGCCGUAGAUUUCCUGACGAGCGUGCCCUUCCAAUCAGAAAAGGCUUCGCUGGAGAAAAGUAAGAAAAUAUUGGAUGAAGUAGCUGAACUUUUGAACGAAGACGAAGAAAUGUGUAGUCCUAUAAAUUUUCCCUGGGAGAAACUCACUUCAUUUCAAAGACUUAUUUUGGUAAAAAUUCUUAGACCAGAGUGUUUAAAGAAUUCAGUGAGAAAAUUUGUUACUGAAAGUCUGGGAAAUGAAUAUCUUCAUACGACUGAAAUUAACCUGAAAGAACCAUAUAAAGAAUCAAGUGCCAGAACUCCACUGAUACUUAUCCACUCUGACGGUAUUGACCCCACCGGCCUUCUCCUGAGAUUUGCACAAGAGUUAAAAGGAACAACGCAUCAUGUGACCAUGAUUUCUUUGGGUCGGGGCCAGGCAGCUAAAGCAGAAGAUCUCAUUGUUAAGGCACGAAUCAAAGCAGGACAGUGGGUCUUCCUCCAGAACUGCCACCUUGCAGCAUCGUUUAUGCCACGGCUCUGCACUAUUAUAGAAUCAUUUAGUAGUCCAAAUGUCAAAAUAGACCCUGAGUUUAGAUUAUGGUUAAGCUCAAAAUCAGACAGUUCUUUCCCAGUUCCUAUUCUUCGAAAGAGUUUAAAGGUUGCAGUGGAAUAUCCCCAGGGACUGAAAAGUAAUUUACUUCAGACGUUCGGACAUAGUGGGAGUGGAGAGGUAACAGCGGAGAUAUUUGAGAAUCCUGACUGUGGACCAUGGUGGAAAAAAAUUGUAUUCAAUCUGUGUUUUUUCCAUGCUGUGAUCCAUGAAAGAAAAAAUUAUGGAAUAUUGGGCUGGAAUAUUCCUUAUGAAUUUAGCUCUUCGGACUUGGAGGUUGCCAUAAAGAUGCUGGAAAAUGUCCUGAGCAGACAGUCCACCAUCCCGUGGAGGGCACUGCGUUAUCUGAUUGGAGAAGUGAUUUACGGAGGACGGGUGACUGAUAACUUUGACAAGCAAUGCUUGAAGACCCUUCUCUACAAAUUCUGUAAUCCUGAAGUGCUGAAAGAUGACUUCAGUUUCUCUAGUGAUGAGAUACGUCAGCCAGUGCCAGAGUCUGCACACAUAGAGGACUUCAUAUACAUUAUCCAGUCCUUACCUGAUGAUGACUCUCCUGAGGUCUUAGGAAUGCACCCCGAGGCCACAAGGAGCUGCAGGGUGACCCAGGGCCAGGAGUUCAUCGAAAGCCUCAUUGCCAUGCAACCAAGAGCCGCCACUGCCAGUCUCACCAUCAGUCACGAGCAGAGUAAUGAUAAGCUAGUGAUGGAAAUGUUAUCUGACAUGCUGAAGCGGCUGCCACUGACCGUAGAGAAAGAAGAAAGCUCGGGAGUGACAAACACGUUAAAGAGCAUGAUGUCAAGUACCAUCUGGAAGUCUCUCAAUAAAAACGUCAGAGGCCAUGAUCCCCUUAUCCAUUGUGUCUUGCUAACCUUUUUGAACCAAGAAAUUGAACGAUUUGAUAACUUAUUAUCUGUCAUCCAUAAAUCUUUGAAAAAUCUUCAACUUGCUAUAAAAGGAGAGAUCAUCCUCACCCAAGAAUUGGAGGACAUAUAUAACUCUUUUCUUAAAACAAGAGUUCCUAUAUCGUGGCAGAAAUGCUCCUACAAGUCGUGUAAGCCCCUGAGUCCCUGGGUUAACGAUCUCAUCCAGCGACUGAAUUUCUUCAAUACCUGGGCCAAAAUGGCUUGCACUGCAAUACAUCGUCGGUAUAUGAGAGUUCUCACAGCUUGGAAGCAGUCUAGCCCAUCAGUUAGCCAAAAAUACAAACACCCUGCUCAGAAUGAUUUCUUUGAAGGAUUUCCUGCAAAAUACUGGCUCCCAGCCUUCUUCUUUCCAGAAGGCUUCCUUAUCGCUGUACUUCAAGAUUAUGGAAGGUCCCGAGGAAUCUCUACAGACACCCUCACGUUUACCCACCAAGUGAUUUCUGACACCACUGACAUGGAAGAUGAGGAGUUCUCCAGAAUUAUCCAAAGGAAACUCAACAUAGUCAGGAAAGCCUUUAAGGGCGCCGACCUGUCACACACCGGAGUUCACGUUUUUGGUUUGUUCAUCGAUGGGGCAAGGUGGAAUCACGAACAAAAAAUACUAGAUGACUCACUGCCUCUUGAGAUUUGUUGUGAUUUUCCUGAAAUCUACUUUUUGCCAAGAAAGAUUUCUACUGAAAAACCAGAUGCUUCUAACCAGACAGACUCAGAACUUUAUACUUUUGAAUGCCCCAUUUACCAGACCCCUCAAAGGUCAAGGAAUGUGACAACUACCAGUUUAUCCACAAGCUUUUUAACAUCUGUGUGUUUACCAACGCGGAAACCUCCUAGUCACUGGAUCAAAAUGCGGGUUGCAUUGCUGUGUGAGAUGAAAGAAUGAAAAAUAAAUGCAAUGCCAAACCAUUUUAGUUUUUGACUGAUCAGAUUCCCAUGUCCCAAGACAUGGACACGUAGUAAACACUCUCCAUAAAACAUUCGUGUUCAACCAGACUGAACAGCGUAGU
Loxodonta africana (African savanna elephant) is the source of this 13954-nucleotide messenger RNA. It is a transcript of the gene DNAH14, whose product is annotated as dynein axonemal heavy chain 14. The record is from RefSeq and is a predicted model, not a curated record. Gene Ontology annotation, molecular function: dynein intermediate chain binding; ATP binding; minus-end-directed microtubule motor activity. Bases 1 to 13830 code for a protein of 4609 amino acids. Gene Ontology annotation, biological process: microtubule-based movement. NCBI's taxonomy places the organism in Eukaryota, Metazoa, Chordata, Mammalia, Proboscidea, Elephantidae. The transcript is spliced from 85 exons. Gene Ontology annotation, cellular component: dynein complex.